Molecule: messenger RNA, 3038 nt
Organism: Ostrinia nubilalis (European corn borer)
Lineage: Eukaryota; Metazoa; Arthropoda; Insecta; Lepidoptera; Crambidae
Product: zinc finger protein OZF-like
Exons: 13
Coding region: 858-2996 (712 amino acids)
Biological process (GO): regulation of transcription by RNA polymerase II
Cellular component (GO): nucleus
Molecular function (GO): DNA-binding transcription factor activity; zinc ion binding; RNA polymerase II cis-regulatory region sequence-specific DNA binding
Source: RefSeq, a predicted model, not a curated record
UAGUAGAAAUUACUAUUUAACAUAUGGCAACUUUGUUUUUCCUCCAAAAUGGCCGGUGUUGUUUUUGUUAGGUUGAAUGCAUUCUUGUUUUCUUAGCCAUCGUUUAUGAGUUCUGUGGCCCUAUUAAAGUAUUGAAGAGUCGAGUCAAAUUCAAGUUCAUUCCUUCGUACCUGCUGCUGUUCUGGUUCAUCGGAGUUUUGUUCGUUCCUUCGUGAAUCGCGAAGAAACUUUCUGUUAUGUUCACAAGUGAUCUGAGUUUUCUCAAAGUGCAAAUGCUUUUUUAGUGUUGUUGAAAACUUUGCGAAAAGACGCUUUUGGUGUAUAAUAUUAUGUGUGUUCAUAAAUAAAGUAAAAUUAUUAAAUUGAAAAGUUUUUGUUUAUUUGCAUUUCCAUGUGCAAUGUAGAAUUUUUCCAAAUCCAUUGUUUUGAAAAUAAUACAAUACGUACACCAUAAAGAUAAAUAUUUUCAAAAUAAUGGAUUUGAAAAAAUUCUACAUUGUACAUCAAAAAAACAAUAAUUCUUUGAAGGUUAUGAGGGCCUAUGUGUGCGUGAACUGUGUGUAUGUGUGCGUGGACUUUAUGUAUGUAUGUGUGCGUGGACUAUGUAUGUAUGUGAGCGUUACGUACGUAGGUUAAGUACAGGGAAUUUAACACCAGGCUGUCAAUUAGUAGGUUCAAAAAUUUGACAGAGAGGGUUCUCUAUUUCCUAUGUAUUACUUUUCUCUAUGAAUGUUUGUUUAAAUUUUAAUUGAUCGUGUUAAUUAAUUUUAACUAUUUAAUUGCCAGUAGGUAUUAUAGAUUUAAAGCCAAGUGUGUGAGCAUUACUUUUGUUAUUACACUAAUGGAAUACUAGAGAAAUGGAUCCUGAUAUUUCUAAUGCAUCGAAAGAAAAAGUUAUGGGUGACAACAAUUCACCAUACAACUGCGGACCUGAACAGAUAGAAAUACCUUUCCAUAUAUUUCAAGACUUAAGCUCAAAAAGUCUGAAAUUCCAGAGUUUGUGCAGGAUUUGCUUAAAGUCUUUAGGGAACGAUGAUAUGAUUCCAUUGCAUUCUACUUAUUAUGAAACGGAAACUCUUGUAGAUAUAAUUAAGUUAUUUACUUCAAUACAGAUAAAUUUAAAUGAUGUUUUGCCUUUAAAUAUAUGUAUCACAUGCCAGGCAGAUGUUAUUCACUGCUACAAGUUUAAAAUCAAAUUUGAAAAAUCUGAGUAUAUUUUACAAACUUUAUUGAAAGAGCAGUUUAUGUUAACACAAGAUGCUGACAAUAUCAACAGUGACACUUGUGUGAAUAACUCAACAAUUUGUAAAGAUGAAGUCAAGGAAGAAACUAUCGAAGAUAUGGAUGAACAAUACUUGGAGGAUAAUGUAAAUUUUUCUAGUGAUGAUGAAGCACUUUGCAUAGUCCAAAAUACUGGUAACAAAGUAAAAGACGAGUUAGAAAUCACUAUCACAGAUUCAAAAUCCCUACUCAAGAAAGUAAUGUCACAUAAAGAGUCUCCGGAUAAGCAAAAGUCUUGCAGCUUCUGUCAUAAGAAAUUCAGCAAAAUCAAGAAUCUUAGGGACCACAUAAGGAGGAAGCAUAGCUCCGAUGAGCAUUCACACCCAUGCACCAAGUGUAAAGAAAUAUUUAGCUCGGAGCAUGACUUGAAGGUGCAUUCAGCAGUACACAGCACUGGUCCACCUUGGAGUUGUAAUACAUGUGACAAAGUAUUUAAAGCCAAGCCGAAGCUGCGGCGGCACCUUCAGCGGCACAUGCAGGCCAAGCGAUUCGCGUGCGCGUGCGGCAAGGCCUUCAGCGAACUGUACGCGCUGCGGAGACACGCGCGCGUGCACACCGGCCAGGCGCCCGACAAGAAGCACGCCUGCCCCGUCUGCGACAAGAGAUACAGCGAAAGCAGCGCACUAGCGCAGCACGUGGCCGGGCACCGCGGCGAGCGGCCGUGCGUGUGCGCCGUGUGCGGCAAAGCCUUCGCCUCCGCGCGGCUCCUGCGCUCACAUCGCCGAGUGCACUCGGACGCCAAGCCACACGCCUGCCGCUACUGCCCCAAGCGGUUCCGGCACGAGUCGACGCGCAACACGCAUCACCGCACGCACACGGGAGAAAAACCGUACAUCUGCGCCGCCUGCGGGAAGGCCUUCAUACAGAACUCCAACCUCACGCUGCAUAUGAGGACGCACACCGGUGAAAAACCUUAUUCAUGCAGCAAAUGUGAGCAGAAGUUCACGUCAAGGUCUUCUCUAAAGGCCCAUCUACGAAGGCACACGGGCGAAAAACCUUACAGCUGUGACGUUUGUGGCAAAAAGUUCGCGCGCAUGGACCUGAGCGCGCACAAGCGGCUGCACGCGGGCGCGCGGCCGCACGCCUGCAGCGCCUGCCCCAAGGCCUUCGUCAACGCCGCGCGCCUACGAUCGCACUGCCGCAUGCACACCGGUGAAAAACCAUUCGAGUGUGCGACCUGCGGUAAAACAUUUGCGGCCAAAUCUCACUUAGCGCAGCACGUGAAGAAACAUCAGUCGACGAAGAAACAAGACAAAAAGGACAUCGUCAUAGUCCAGCAAGUCGCUUACAACGGCCAAAUGUUCGUCAGCAACAUUAUCACUGACGGCAAACAGAAUGAACAGACAGAAGAGGCUUCAGUCAUAGCUGAAACUAAAUGUGAAGAGCCAAAUAACGAUAUUACAUUAGAAUUAGCUCAAGACAUGCCAUUAGAAGUCACAGGUGAAUUGGUUGUUCAAGAUGAUUGUGAUGUUAAGGAGAUUUUAGUUGUGGACAAUAGUCAUAAUGAAACUAGUUACCAAAGCGGAAAUGUAUGUUUGAAUACUGGAGAGAUCGGGGAAAUAAAUUAUUCCAACAGUGACGUCAACUUGGUGACAGUCAAUGAGGGCACCACAGUAAAGUUAUAUCAACUGGAUCAGAGUCUAGUCCAAAUACAUAGUUCUGGUGGUCAGGUCACUAUCAGCAAAAUUACUAGUAAAAUGACUGCUAACUUUUAACUAUCUACUUAUAUUGACUGUAUUACACUAUUUAUUAACCAA